Pyrus x bretschneideri (Chinese white pear) is the source of this 2462-nucleotide messenger RNA. RefSeq names its product protein tesmin/TSO1-like CXC 5. The coding region runs from base 332 to 2281 and encodes 649 amino acids. The record is from RefSeq and is a predicted model, not a curated record. Gene Ontology annotation, biological process: regulation of DNA-templated transcription. The transcript has 9 exons. Lineage: Eukaryota; Viridiplantae; Streptophyta; Magnoliopsida; Rosales; Rosaceae. Gene Ontology annotation, cellular component: nucleus.
AAAGCUCGAAAGCUGCUCUAUCUUCCCAACUCUUCCGAUUAUCUUUAGUCUCUGAAAAUCUCUGAUCCGAUUCGAGAUUUUCAGCAGCUUUUUUUAUUUCAAAAUUUUAUGGCUGCUUUUUCGGUACUGGAAAUCGCCGCCGAAUCACCGCCGUCGGUCCGCGACGGUCUCCGGUGACGAUUGAGCUCCGAAACGACACCGUUUAUCCGUUACCGAUGGUGUGCGCGGUGGAAUUAUUUCUCGAAGGAUUUUGAUAAUUUGUGUUUUGGAAAUUAAAUGCGAAUUUGGGAGGCUGAUUGUGCAUGUUGGCGUUUGGAUUCAUUGGAGAUUAAUGGAGCAGAGCGAAACGGUCUCCGAGGUGGCGCCGAAGAAAUUGGCGAGGCAAUUGGAUUUCACGACGGUGUACCGAGCGUCGGCGAGCGCGGCGUUGACGGACGUACAGCUACAGCUACAGACACCGUCACAGGCGCAGCAGCAGCCACAAAUCUCACCGGCAAGACCGCAGUUGCAUUUGCAUUUACAGUCGCCGCAGCCUGCGGCAGUUCAGUCGUCGAAGCAGUUAACGCCGCCGCCGCCGAUUCCGCAGUUUCAGGCUCGGCGGAGUCCGGCGCCACCCGCAAACGUUCGGAUUCCGCACCCGGUGCAUAAGCUUUCGCAAGUGAGAAAACAAGACUCUCCUGUAUCACGCCAACGUGGCGAUGAAAAAGAUUGUACUCCAAAAAAGCAGAAGCAGUGCAAUUGUAAAAACUCUCGGUGCCUGAAGUUGUACUGUGAGUGCUUUGCAGCUGGAAUUUAUUGUGAUGGUUGCAACUGCUCAAAUUGUCACAAUAAUGUGAACAAUGAAGCUGCUAGGCAAGACGCAAGGGGAGCAAUUUUAGAGCGUAAUCCAAAUGCUUUCCAACCAAAGAUUGCUAGCAGCCCACAAGAAUCUCGUGAUGGUAGGGAAGAUGCUAGGGAAAUUCAAGCAGCUGGAAAGCACAACAAAGGAUGCCAUUGUAAGAAAUCAGGCUGCCUCAAGAAGUAUUGUGAGUGCUUCCAAGCCAAUAUUCUAUGCUCUGAAAAUUGUAAAUGCAUGGACUGCAAGAACUUUGAAGGAAGUGAAGAGAGAAGAGCUCUCUAUCAUGACGGCCACAAUACCGCGGCCUACAUGCAACAGGCUAAUGCAGCCAUUAGUGGGGCCAUUGGAACCUCUGGUUAUGGGACCCCUCUGGUGUCCAGAAAAAGAAAAGGGUAUGAACUUUAUUUUACAACUGGAAAUCAAUCCACUCAUCCGAUUGCACAACCUCAACAGGAAAAUCAUCUAAGACCUCACAUGGCCUCUUCUUCUCAGUUGUCUGUUCCUAUUUUUCAUGCUGCUAAUGCAGCUGUAUCAAGACCUUCAAAAACCACUACAUACAGAUCUCCAUUGGCAGACAUCAUCCAACCAAAGAAUGUAAAGGAUCUGUGCUCACGUUUGGUUGUAGUUGCAGGAGUAGCUGCUAAGGCACUUGCAGGAAAUAUGCAAGGAGAGACAAUCAAUACUAGUACCACUUCAUCCACUCAAGAGGGGGAAGAACAUAAAAUGGAACAUAAUAAGCAGCACGACGACCAAUUAGGAGUGAACCAAGCAGAUAGAGAAGCAAGUACCUUUUCUGGAUCAAAUGGAGGUGAUGUGCAAAAUAGUAGGCCAAUGUCCCCUGUAACUCUUGCCCUGAUGUGUGAUGAACAAGAUAAGAUGUUUAUGGAAGCUGGAUUGCCAAAGUGUGCGGGAACUGAUGAUCCAAGUAUGCCUCAGAAGCCAGCUCAGGAAAUAGGUUUCACAGAGAUUUACGCGGAACAGGAAAGGCUUGUCCUGACCGGGUUCAGGGAUUUCCUUAACCAUCUUAUUACGCGGGGGAGCAUAAAAGAAACAAUGUGUUCUCCCCAAGCCAAAACGGAGAGGUUAAGCCAGAAAGAAUCCGUACAGGUUGGAACAGCAAAACCAAACACUGAACCUGGCUACCAGAAAGAGGUCUACAGCAACGGCAUUGUGAAAUCUCCACUUUCAUCAGCAAACGGUAAAAUUCUUCAGUCAGUAACAACAGUCACUUCUGGUGACAAUGAUCUCACUCUAAAGUUGGAUCUCGUUGAAUGGCUGGGAUUGAAAACCUGGGACUUGGAGCUAGAAAAAGCCUAUCCCAGGAAAGCACUUUUCCAAAAAGCCAUCCUAUUCGACAGUACGAUUAGUCGAUUACCGUAUUGGCGGAGCUUCCUUGCAUCUUCCUUAAACUGUAUUUUCGUUCUGAUUGGUUUGUUUGCCUGAACGUUGCUUCCUACUGCUUUCAUUUUUUGUUUUAUUUUUCGUUCAAACAAAAUUUGGCUCCAUUAGGGUUCAUCACCGCAAGGAGUCAAGCACAUGAACUCAAUCGGAUCAGAAAAUUUCUGUUUGGAUGCUGGGAAAUUUGAGAAAAGGAUGUAAAUACCAAAUUAGUUUAUUUAAUUCA